UUAUCUGGCCAGUAAUUGCAUCGGCAUGCUGGCUGCCUUGUGCGCGCGUGUGGGCAAGUGCUGAGCACGACACAAGGCUGCAGAACCUUUUGCUGGCAUCCACACGCAGGGAUGAAUUAAAUGCACACACGCCGCCUGGGAAACACCAUGGCUGGAUUCUACGGGUGCCUGAAAAGUAAAAAUGACUAUAUCAUGGCUACGGGACCCACAGAGGUCACACAGUCACCUGAAUCAGGAGACACAGUUGAAGAGUGCACAGGAAAGAAAAAAUCCAAAUUUCAGACUUUCAAGAACUUCUUUUCCAAGAAGAAAAGGAAAGAGCCUCCACCUCCCAGGGGGGAAAGUAAUUUAAAACCUUGCCAGUCCAGCAGCGAUGUCAGCAUCGCUGUGCUCAACGCUACUGCACUUCAUUCACCGAAGGAGUCUGGGCCCAAAGGAAGCAUGGGAAACAAAGCCUUGUCCCAUGACAGUGUCUUCAUUUUUGAAUCUGCACCAGGAAAUGUGGCAGGUGAUGUGUUGUCUCGGGAAAACAUACCUGGAAGAGUGAAAACUUUGCAGCUUCAGCUGCAGCAGAAUGUCAGACUUGGAUCACCUCCUCUUGUUAUAACUGGAAAGAAACUGGAAGAUGCAGGUGCUGUUUCUGAGGAUGAUGGUUUACCUAGAAGCCCUCCUGAAAUUUCAACCCUUCAUGAAGUUCUGACAGAUUCACCAAACAAGUCCUCCAACCCUGUUCAGCGUCAUAGCUCUUUGAGUUUAGGCGGCACAGACAGUGAAGAUGAACAGACACCUUCUGGAGCUUCCUCCAGGCCCAUCAGUCCUUCCUCCCCUGCCACUCUGGGGGUCUCCAUCUCACGAGGCAGCAGCUUCCUUCCUGUUGACUUCACCACCCCUGCCAGUCCCCUGGGCUGCCUGGACACCUCAGCAGCCAGGCACAGGAUUGCCAUAAACCCUCGGAAACAGAAAGGCUUUACCAACAAGAAUCAGCAACCCCUCCAGGUGGAACAGCUGGAAAAUGGAGCAUGUGUUCCUGCAACUCCAGAAAAGAAGGAAAAUUCAACAGAAUUACUUGAGAGUGACAAACAUAAAAGUGAUUGGGAAGCUGUGGCAGGAGGCUCCUGUGCUUUGCUGCAGGAGGAUGCAAGCCUUCCCUGCAUGGACCAUCAUCAUAGAGCAGCCACACUCCCUCUGAGACCUGAGCCUUCCCCAGUCAGUCUGGAGGAACACUACAGUGCAAAAGUGUUGCACUCUUCAGAUGAGUCUGCUGAUGAAUUGAAAGAACACCAGCAAAGUACUGGGACUGAAGUACUUCCACUUCCAGAGGUGCAAACAACUCAAAGGAGAAGCUGCUGUGUCUCCAGAAAUACCAGCAAAACCAUUCCAACUGUGCGUCCCAGGUACUGCACUAAGCACUCACAGGUUGCAGUAGCUGAUUCAGAGUCUUGUGGUGGCGUUGAGACAGUGGCUGUUUUGGAGCCUGAAAACAGUCCAGUAACAAGAAAUAAGAAAGAAACUUGUGAAAUUAUGGAAUCUCAGUCACCCAAAGGCAAUGCAGAAAAAAAAAUAGACACUGCUGCAUCUGUCUCGGAAGCAGGUUGUGUGCUACCUCGUGGUAAAUUGGAAGGAUGUUUUAAAGCAGAAACUGUUCCUGUUUCAAAGGGUAACAAACAGGCCAGCACAUCGUGCAUUUCUGAAAAACUUUCCAUUGGGUGUCUUGCCUCUUCGAGUUUGGCUGGCUUGAAGAGUAAUAUACCUUCUGAUGAUGACAGUAGGGAGUACCAGAUAAGCAGUACAGAUUCUCACAGAAAAACAGUGGAAGGCAAUCAGUCUUCAGAUGAAAAUGUGAAAACUCCACUGAAGACUCCUUCUGCUAAACCAGUCCGAUUCACCAUUGCACCAGCAUGGCAAAGAUCUCUCUCAGGGGGUUCAAAUUCAAAGGAAGAUUCCUAUUCCAGAAGUUCCCCAACAUCCCCUAUAAGACCAGAAUUCUUUGAGGGAACAACAAAAGAGCACACACGUUUUGAUGCAGACAUCCAGGAAUCAGCAAAAACCAAUUCAGAUAGAUUUGGUCGAGAUUGUAAGGACAGAGAUCUGCAUUUGAAUUCUUUUAUGGAGUGGGCUGACCAUGAAACACAAAAUGCUGAGAACCCAUUUGGGAUCAGACUAAGGAGAACAUCUUCUUUACUAAAAUACCAGAGUGAAAGCCGUGUAGAGUCUCCAAAGCUGAUCCCCUCAACUGUUCCCAUUACUUCUUCUGCUUCAACCAAGGAGGAUCAGAAAUUGAUGGGAACUGGGAAGCCACCUCCAAGCCUUCCUGUUGGCACAAAACCAGUUGUUAAAAAGCCUGAUCUCCUAGAAGACAAAAAUCCCCCAAGACCAGAUCAGAAGAAGUGGCAAAGAAGCAAAAUGGUCAUAAACCUUCAGAAUAAACAGGAAAAAGCAGUUAUUGCCAAGGACAAAAUCAUCAGGGAAGAAAAAGUCACUCCAUAUUUGGAAACUGCUUCCUCUGAGCCAGCUUGGGUCUCCAUGGCAAAGCUAAAACAAAAGGGUUUCCAGGACCACCCUCUUGCCAAAGAACAUAAAGCUGAAGACAAAGCUUUGACCAAAGUGGAUCAGGAGGAGCAAGGGAUCUGUGCUAGUGAGAACAUACUGAAGAAGAAUCUGCCUUCCAACUUGAGCUCUCAGGAGAAGAAAAUGCAAAUGAAGACCAAUGUGUCUGCAGCAACAGGUAAAGUUGAACCUAUUUCUCAGGAAGCAUCUGUGAUUCCUGCUGUUGAAAAGGAAGCAAGGCACUCCUCUAACCUGCCAAUGACACCCUGCAGUCCUGCUGAACCACCGUGGCUGUCCCUGGCCAAGAAGAAAGCCAAAGCAUGGAGUGAAAUGCCCCAGAUUGUACAAUAGCAAAUGACAGGAGCAUCCUUCUUUGUAUUGCCAAUAGCUGCAUUAACUCCAUUUAAUCCUUCUUUACUGUGACCAUUUUUUGGAGAAAUUAGAGCCUUAAAGCUUUGAUCAGACUGUUGUAUGUAAAUACAUGAUGAAGAAAUGCCAUUGCAGGCUUAAUUUGAUGUAUUAGGAAGCUGAACAUUUCCUACUACCAAACACUAGGAAAACUUGAUUUUUAUAUCCUUAUGCAUUGAUGGUGAUGUUCCAAAGAGGACAUGCUUCAGGCUUUUGCAACAUUUCUCUAGCAAAAUAUGUUUUUAAAGUUUCUUUUAAAGAAACUCUUUCUUUUAAAGACCAUACAGUAUUUUGUGCAGUUUCUUUGAGCUAAGAAAUUAAUGUAUGCUAUAGAAUAGAUACAAUGCUGGGCACUGACGCAUCAUGACUCAUGGGCACUGAUGUCAUCACACUUCUUUCUCUAAUGCUCUGGGAUGGGCAGUCUGACUUUGCUUCAGAUUGUUAAUGGAUCUUCUUUGUGAUAGCUGUGAGAUCUAAACACAUUAUGAGUUAGAGCAAUUCUGGCUUUUGUGUGGUUUGAAGUCACAACGCUUUGGUCUUGGUGCUUUGCUCACAGAUACCCAGUGGAAUGGCCCAGAGCCACACAUCCAUUCUCUGCCAUGCACUGGAAAACCAUCACACUGUAGUGUAUGCUCUGCUUUUGGUUCCACCUUUGGAAAUCUGGGGUAAUUUAGACAUUCUGCUAAAAGAAUCCAUCCUUUCUUUAAUUAUGGCAAACAGUGAUUUUUUUUGUGUGUGUGUGAGAUUCCUCAGCCAAUUGUCUCUCUUAAAGACUGUGUUGGGGAUGAGAACUCUGCUCCUUAGAAGGUGGCAUCUUGUUUUCAAGAAGUGCCACUCUCUAUGUUCAUAUGGAUAUGUAUUUAGUCAGUUGUAUUUAAUAUUAGUGAUACAAGGGGCAUCUGCUUUCCUUCUUGUCUCCUCAGUCUUUAACCUGUAACUCAACAUCAGUCUGAGAAUGUGCAGCUGGGGCAGGAUUAUUCUCUCAGGGCCUGGCCUUGCAGUCACUUAAACUGACAAAAGUUUUGCUAUUGGCUUUGAAGGACACAGACAUUUAAAAAAGAAGCUUUGUAAAAUGAUGUUAGUGACAUAAGUGGUAGUAGCACUUAAUGGUCCUUUUCAGUUCUUACAGCAUUGCACAUUAUGUAGCUUUUGUUUACAGUCAGUGCAAGAUUUGAAGGCUGACUUGGCUGAUGGACUGUUUUUAGCUGGAAAGUUGGUAGAUAUUUUAGGGAUAAUAAUAUCUAUUGAUAGAAUUAACUGCAAAAUGAAAUUAAAUUGGUUCAGAUCAGCUCAAACAAGACUUAAUCUUCCAGUCUUGGCCUGAAUUUAAUAAGUAGCAAUUUGAAAACAGUAUUAAUUAUGAGGUAGACAGUGAUUUUUAAUUUUUUUUUUCAUAUAGGUGAAAACUUACCCAAGUAGGCUCAGAAUCUAUAGAUACUCUUUAUUCUGGAAUUAGCACCAGAAAGAGUAGGAGUUUCACGUUGGCUUGGUAAUCAAUAUCUAUUUUAUUACUUGUUUUUCUCUGCUUUAGGAAGCAUAUCUUCUCUUACAAAGAACUGAAACAUUUGUAUUUCUCUGAAACUUUUGACUGUAAUGUAAGUGAACAUACUCAGCUUUGAUUCAUGAAGUUUUCUACAGCUGCCAUCCCAUCACAAGCUUACUGACCCUGUGAAAUACGGGCAUUUCUAUAUUCAGUAAACUCUCAUCUCUUUUUAUUAAUAUGGAUUGUGAUCCUUCAUCCAAAGUACUGCAAAUGAUACUAUAAUCUCUCUUUCCCUGUGUUUGCUUUUGGUCUUAAUAUUGUUCCUGUCUUUUAUGUUUGGUAUGUAUAUAUGUUUUUGUAAUCCUUGUCUUGAAGGAACCCUGUUUGUAUUCCAUUCCCAUAUUUGGUUUACUAUUAAAUGCUGUUGCCAGUGA
Messenger RNA from Chiroxiphia lanceolata (lance-tailed manakin), 4872 nucleotides. RefSeq names its product KIAA1210 ortholog. NCBI's taxonomy places the organism in Eukaryota, Metazoa, Chordata, Aves, Passeriformes, Pipridae. Bases 121 to 2898 code for a protein of 925 amino acids. The transcript has 14 exons. The record is from RefSeq and is a predicted model, not a curated record.